AUAGUGGAAUCGAACGAUUGGAUUCAAAAACAGAAUGUGAUUUGUUUUGAAAAAUUAUUAUUUAAAUCGUUAUUUGUUAACAAUUGAAUAAUGUCUUCGAACGUAAGACAAUCGGUAACCAAAUUAGUUCCAUUACUUGAACGACUUUCAUUGGUACGCAUCAAUCAAGAUGCUCUUGAACGAGUAAUAAGAUGUGUCGAAUUUUCCAAACAAAUCGAUCAGAUCGACCCGAACAAAUUGAUCAAUGCUAAGCCGAUGAUAUCACCAAGUGCUGAAAAUGAUAAUAAAUGUGUUUACAUGCGUGAUGAUUUAGUUGAACCUACAGAUCGUGUUGAAAUUGUAAAAAAUGCUCAAAAAUUGGUUGAAGAUUAUUUCGUAACACCAUCCAAACAUAAACAUUAUAGUGAUUUAUAAUUUUUUUUUUAAAUAAAAUGUAAUUCCCAAGUCAUUUAUCCCUGAUUAUUAUACAAUAAAGAUUUCUUUUAAUAA
Molecule: messenger RNA, 489 nt
Organism: Dermatophagoides pteronyssinus (European house dust mite)
Lineage: Eukaryota; Metazoa; Arthropoda; Arachnida; Sarcoptiformes; Pyroglyphidae
Gene: GatC
Product: glutamyl-tRNA(Gln) amidotransferase subunit C, mitochondrial
Biological process (GO): regulation of translational fidelity
Source: RefSeq, a predicted model, not a curated record